Babjeviella inositovora NRRL Y-12698 is the source of this 681-nucleotide messenger RNA. RefSeq lists its product as uncharacterized. The record is from RefSeq and is a predicted model, not a curated record. Lineage: Eukaryota; Fungi; Ascomycota; Pichiomycetes; Serinales. The coding region runs from base 1 to 681 and encodes 226 amino acids. Gene Ontology annotation, cellular component: membrane; endomembrane system. The transcript has a single exon.
AUGAUGAGAUCAGCCGGUAACACAUCGGCUUUUUCCCUCAGCCUCAUAUCCAUUAUAAUGGGUCUUUACGGCUUCCUUCAGAUAGCUGACACCAAACUCCACGAAUCGCUUCACAAGGGUGGUCACUCACAAUUUUUGACCAAUAUCUCCUUAGGAAUCUCGAUGGUAGUUUUCUGCCUCGGUGCGGUAGCUCAUAUUACCAAGAGUAGCACACUCUUCACUAUAAAAAAUAAGCUCCAUGCUGUUGCCUUAACGUUAGAAAGCGUAGUGGCGGGAGUUUACUGGCCAUUCUGGAUUUUCUUCUUUCAUACGAUUGCGGACCGGGGCCCUCCCCCGCCACUAUCUUUGGACUUAAUCGUCCAUUUGAUGCCGGUUGUCAGUUUAACUAUCGACUACUGGUUGUUCAUGCCUUCUUGGAAAAUCUCUAAUUCGAGUGGUUUCGCGCUUUGUGUAGUGUGCACUUUGGCUUACUACUACUGGUUAGAACAUGCGUUGAAGUUGUCACACUUCCCGUACCCCUUUUUAAACGUUCCGACAGCGCAGAGAUUUGUCACAUACGCAUCUAUUAUGGGAGUUGCAUUUGUCAAUUUCGUGUUACAAAAGACUUUAUUUAAUAAGUUCAUCGGGAGCGAAACUGGCCAGGUGGAGGUAUUCCAGUGGCACGGUAAACAAUCGAAUUAA